Messenger RNA from Oncorhynchus gorbuscha (pink salmon), 2078 nucleotides. Its product is annotated as dual specificity protein phosphatase 6-like. NCBI's taxonomy places the organism in Eukaryota, Metazoa, Chordata, Actinopteri, Salmoniformes, Salmonidae. The record is from RefSeq and is a predicted model, not a curated record. The transcript is spliced from 5 exons. Gene Ontology annotation, cellular component: cytosol; cytoplasm. Bases 378 to 2078 code for a protein of 566 amino acids. Gene Ontology annotation, molecular function: protein tyrosine/threonine phosphatase activity; MAP kinase tyrosine/serine/threonine phosphatase activity. Gene Ontology annotation, biological process: protein dephosphorylation; negative regulation of MAPK cascade.
UAGCGGUUACUGGAAAUGACACACGGGAGGCGGUCGAAAGGCAAAUGUCCAAAAAUAAUGUGCUGUAGUUAUGAUUCACCUGGAAGCCACAUUUUGAUCAGAUUUAUAAAACCAGACAACACUUAGCCUAAAGGGUCUUUUCAGUAAUGGGACGCAGUAUCAAACGGUCUGAGAGAAUAUCGUUAAUGUGUUGUGAAGCCCGGUUGUGUGUUGAUUCCGUCUACCAGUCCGGGUGAGCUGCUGCUGUAUCGUGGGACGACCGGGAUCAGAGCGGACGGACGUGGUUCUGUCCAUAUCCACACGAGUAGAAGUUUAGCGCCGUGAUUAUUAUUUUUGGCCGGCGUGUUAGUGCAAAGAGCCGCAUCUAUAUUUCCCUAAUGAAAAUUACUCUUUGGAAGGGUUCCCGGGUCGUGACAGAGAUGAUGUCGAGUAAAAGUGUGGAAUGGCUUCAAGAGGAACUUGAGUCCGGGCUCGGGGUGAGCUCGCUACUGCUGCUGGACUGCCGAUCGCACGAGCUCUACGAAUCUUCACACAUAGAGUCGGCCAUCAAUCUGGCGAUUCCCGGUUUGAUGCUGCGGAGACUAAAGAAGGGGAAUCUACCGAUCAGGUCCAUCAUUCCUAACAACGAGGAUAAGGAGACAUUCGUAAAGCGGUGCAAAACGGACAUGAUUCUUCUCUACGACGAGGCCACUACGGACUGGCAGGAGACCGGGCUGGUGAGCUCUGUCCUCGGCUUGCUGCUGCAAAAGCUCCGGGAUGACGGCUCCAAGGCUUUUUACCUGGAAGGUGGAUUCAACAAGUUCCAGACAGACUACCCAGAACACUGUGAGAUCAACCUUGACUGUUCCUGCCCCAGCAGUUCCCCGCCUGCGUCCGUCCUGGGGCUGGGGGGGCUGAGGAUCAGCUCUGACUGUUCUGAUGGGGAGUCAUCGGACAGGGAACCUGUCAGCGCCACCGAGUCCGAGGGCAGCCCUCUCCCCAACAACCAGCCUGCCUUCCCGGUCCAGAUCUUACCAUACCUCUACCUGGGCUGUGCCAAAGACUCCACCAAUCUGGACAUCCUGGGGAAGUAUAAUAUUAAGUACAUCCUGAACGUCACGCCCAACCUGCCCAACAUGUUUGAACACGACGGAGACUUCAAGUACAAACAGAUCCCCAUCUCCGAUCACUGGAGCCAAAACCUCUCGCAGUUUUUCCCAGAGGCCAUUUCUUUCAUUGCAUUGGACGGGCGCUCUAUAGGUCGGGUUGCCCAUAACACCACUCCCAUCAACCUACGUGUGUCAGGAAAUUACAGCGAGACCAUUCAGUUCCUGCUCAUCAAGUACCCCCAGAUUCCCAUGGUGUUGGGAUUCUCCUGGCUCCGGCGACACAACCCACUCAAAAACUGGUCUACGGGUGCCAUCAUGGGCUUAAACAGGGAGCCUGAGUCCGCUGGUGAUCCGCUUGUCGACGAUACCUGGAAGUGGGAAGAUCUGCUCCAGCUACGCCGACGGCAGAUGGGAAGAGCGGAGGCUGAUACCCCAUGGAACAUUCGAAGGGGAGAGUCCAGUGGCCGAGCAGGGGAAAGUGUUCCUGGCAUAUUCCACCCAGACCAGAUGCUGACUCCAGGUGGUGGUGUUACCGGCAACGAGACACCGGAGUGCCGGCUCCAUGUCUUGAUUGGCUCGCUCCGACUGGCCCUCUCUACUCUGACUGACACCCUGACACAGCUCUCUACUCUGACUGACACCCUGACACAGCUCUCUACUCUGACUGACACCCUGACACAGCUCUCUACUCUGACUGAGACCCUGACACAGCUUUCUACUCUGACUGACACCCUGACACAGCUCUCUACUCUGACUGACACCCUGACACAGCUCUCUACUCUGACUGACACCCUGACACAGCUCUCUACUCUGACUGACACCCUGACACAGCUCUCUACUCUGACUGACACCCUGACACAGCUCUCUACUCUGACUGACACCCUGACACAGCUCUCGACUCUGACUGACACCCUGACACAGCUCUCUACUCUGACUGACACCCUGACACAGCUCUCUACUCUGACUGACACAGCUCUCUACUCUGACUGA